CUCGCUGCCGCGGCUGUGGCAGCAGAUCCAACGCUUCUGGGCGCAGCAGGAGGACUGCCUGUUCCUCAACGUGUACACCAAACAGGUCGAGCCAGCCACCGGACACACUCCAAAUGCCUUCAAUGCUAUGCCUGCAUGUUCACCUAGUUCUACCAAACAAGGCCGAAUUUGGACACAACUCUAGUGGAGCUGAGAUUCGCGCGGCGGGCUCGGAGGACGACGAGGACCUGGGGAGCGCCAAGCUGAGCCCCGUGGUGGUGUUUCUGCACGGCGGCGCCUUCUACACCGGCACGGCCAACAGCCACAUCUACGGGCCGGACUUCCUGCUCCGCGAGGACGUGGUGCUGGUCACCGUGCAGUACCGCCUGGGCGCCCUCGGCUUCCUGGCGGCGGGGUCGCGGGACGCGCCGGGCAACGCGGGGCUCAAGGACCAGGCGCUGGCCCUGCAGUGGGUGCAGCGCAACAUCCGUCGCUUCGGCGGCGACCCCUCCUCGGUGACGCUGCUGGGCCACAGCGCGGGCGGCGCGGCGGUGCACUACCACGCCAUGUCGCCGGGGUCGCGGGGGCUGUUCCACCGCGCAGUGCAGCUCAGCGGGUGCGCGCUCAACGCCUGGGCCUUCGCCACGCCGGCCGAGGCC
Messenger RNA from Thrips palmi, 638 nucleotides. RefSeq names its product cholinesterase 1-like. The transcript is spliced from 4 exons. The annotation marks the transcript as partial. Gene Ontology annotation, molecular function: hydrolase activity. The record is from RefSeq and is a predicted model, not a curated record. Lineage: Eukaryota; Metazoa; Arthropoda; Insecta; Thysanoptera; Thripidae.